This is a messenger RNA of Strongyloides ratti, 333 nucleotides long. RefSeq names its product Protein ACN9 homolog, mitochondrial. Gene Ontology annotation, cellular component: mitochondrion; mitochondrial intermembrane space. The coding region runs from base 1 to 333 and encodes 110 amino acids. Lineage: Eukaryota; Metazoa; Nematoda; Chromadorea; Rhabditida; Strongyloididae. Gene Ontology annotation, biological process: mitochondrial respiratory chain complex II assembly; succinate metabolic process. The record is from RefSeq and is a predicted model, not a curated record. The transcript has a single exon.
AUGAAUAAUCCAACUAAAUUUCCAUUAAUUUUAUAUAAAAGAAUAUUAAGGUUACAUUAUGGUCUUCCAAGUGAAUUAAAAAUUUUGGGUGAUGGUUAUGUAAAAGAAGAAUUUAGGAGACAUAAAGAUGCUACCCCUGAACAUUCAUUAUUAUUUCUUAAGGAAUGGACAGAAUAUUGUACAUCUCUUUCUAAACAAUUAUCGGGUAAAGGAUUAGUUGAAGGAAAUUUAGGACAAAAUUUAAAUCCAGAAAUAAUUGAUAAAAUGGAUGAAGAUAAGUUAUACCAACUUUAUGAGUUAAAAAUAGAAACAGAAAAAGUUAAAAAUGCUUAA